AUGAAUUUAACACGCACGUUGCCUCAAUUUUUUUCAGACACUGGCCAGAAGAAGACCUCAGACAAGAAAGAUGGGCGACGAAUGUCUUUUCAGAAGCCUAAAGGGACUAUUGAAUAUUCUGUGGAAUCAAGAGAUACUUUAAACAGUAUUGCCUUGAAAUUUGAUACAACACCCAAUGAGCUGGUUCAAUUAAAUAAGCUUUUCUCCAGAGCAGUCGUUCCUGGACAGAUUUUGUAUGUUCCUGACCCAGACUACAUUUCUAGUGUGGACAGCUCCCCCUCUCUAAGUCCUAUAAGUCCCCUAUCUCCUACAUCUUCAGAAGCAGAGAUUGACAAGGCUACAGUAAAUGAUCCAGAUGGGGUCCAGCAGAAAGAGUUGGCUGCUUCACCAGCACAUGCAUGUGUUCGUCCUGCAAGAGUGGUAUCAUCCACCUCUGAAGAGGAGGAAGCGUUUACAGAGAAAUUUCUAAAAAUUAAUUGCAAGUACAUCACUAAUGGCAAGGGUACGGUCAAUGGUGUGCUGCUAGUGACGCCAAAUAAUAUUAUGUUUGAUCCUCAUAAAAUGGAUCCUCUGGUCCAAGAGAACGGCUGUGAAGAGUAUGGCAUCAUGUGUCCAAUGGAAGAAGUGAUGUCAGCUGCUCUGUAUAAAGAAAUUGUGGACAGCAAAAUUAAGGAUUCAUUAACCAUAGAUGUUGAACAGCUCUCCAUAAGGGAACUUUGCCAUUCCAAGAAAGCUGCAAAAAGCAAUACAGAUGAAAUGGAUUCCAGGAUUCGGGAUACAGGCAAUGACAGCGCUAGUACUGCCCCAAGGAGCACAGAGGAGUCUCUUUCAGAAGAUGUCUUCACAGAAUCGGAGCUCUCUCCAAUACGGGAGGAACUUGUGUCCUCAGAUGAGCUUCGACAAGACAAAUCUUCUGGAGCAUCAUCAGAAUCUGUCCAAACCAUAAACCAGACUAGUGCUGAAUGUUUAACAAUCGUUUCAGACUCCAAUGAAGCUGCCAGUGACUUAAAACCCAGUGCCGAAAUGGUUGUAAAUGUUGAACAGUUGGGUCCUGAUAGCUUAGGUUCAGAAAGCGCUGAAAUGUCUGUAAAGGGGAGACAAGAACCUCGUGAAAAUAUUGCAGGUGUCCUCCAGCAGCCUUUGCGAGGAUCACGCGGUGGGGAGCAUGACGAAGAGGCAGAAGUGGGCAAUGUUCAAGAUUCCUCACUAGGAAAAGCACCAGAAGCAGAGAGUAAGCCAGGAGAGGAGUGUUCACGUUGUGAAGAUACCACAGACUCUCCAAAGCAGGAGACGAGUAGCAAAGGCCAAGUAGCGAGAGUGCGAACUCGAGACUCAGAGACAGAAGUUGAGGAACUCCGCGAACUCUGGAAGACCCACACUAUGCAACAAACGAAACAACAAAGAGAAAAUAUGCAACAGGAUUCAGGAAGAGAAAUGGGUCAAAAAACUCUGGCUGCACGAGAUGGGCAAUUAGAAGGUUCUUCUCUUACAAAAGAAAAAAGACGACAUCGCUCUCACAAGUUUCUGCGUCUCAGGGUUGGCAAACCCAUGAGAAAAACAUUCGUUUCACAAGCGAGCGCAUCAAUGCAGCAGUAUGCACAGAGGGAUAAAAAACAUGAGUACUGGUUUGCUGUUCCCCAAGAAAG
This is a messenger RNA of Pterocles gutturalis (yellow-throated sandgrouse), 1646 nucleotides long. RefSeq names its product oxidation resistance protein 1-like. The annotation marks the transcript as partial. The record is from RefSeq and is a predicted model, not a curated record. NCBI's taxonomy places the organism in Eukaryota, Metazoa, Chordata, Aves, Pterocliformes, Pteroclidae. The transcript is spliced from 7 exons.